AUGGGGCGGGCGCGGAGCCGGCGGGGCCGGAGCGGGCCGGCGCCCCCGCAGUGCGUGCGGACCCAGUGCUUCGACCCGCUGGUCCGCGUGUGCGUGGCCUGCAGCCUCCUCCGCACGCCGGAGCCCCGGCCGGCGGCCGAGCCGAGCAGCCCGGCGCCCGGGACGGCGGUGCAGCCGCAGGAGUCGGUGGGCGCGGGCGCCGGGGCCGAGGCGCUGCCGCUGCCCGCGCUGCUGCUGGGCGCCCCCGCGCUGCUGGGCCUGGCGCUGGCCCUGGUGCUGGUGGCCGCGCUGGGCUGGCGGCGGCUGCGCCGGCCCGCGCCCCCCAAGGCCCCGGACACGGAGCUGGACGAGCCCCUGGACAGCGUCAUCGUCCUCUCUUCCGGACCCCUUGAUGCCACAGCGCCCGUCUGGCCUCCACCCGGAGAAAACCCAGCCGCCAUGCCCCCUGCCCACAGCGUCCCCGUGCCAGCCACGGAGCUGGGCUCCACCGAGCUGGUGACCACGAAGACGGCCGGCCCUGAGCAGCAGUAG
Messenger RNA from Eptesicus fuscus (big brown bat), 531 nucleotides. It is a transcript of the gene TNFRSF13C, whose product is annotated as TNF receptor superfamily member 13C. NCBI's taxonomy places the organism in Eukaryota, Metazoa, Chordata, Mammalia, Chiroptera, Vespertilionidae. Gene Ontology annotation, molecular function: signaling receptor activity. Gene Ontology annotation, cellular component: external side of plasma membrane. Bases 1 to 531 code for a protein of 176 amino acids. The record is from RefSeq and is a predicted model, not a curated record. The transcript is spliced from 3 exons. Gene Ontology annotation, biological process: positive regulation of T cell proliferation; positive regulation of B cell proliferation; B cell costimulation.